AUGGCUCUCAUUCGACAACGCCGCCAGCUUAAUCUCCGCCUCCCCUUGCCCGAACCCUCCGAGUGCCACCCAUGUUUCUCUGUACCCCUCCCUCCCACCGCUGCUGUUACCACGGCCGUCACAAACAACUCUUCCUUCGGCACUAUCUCCGCCGCCGAUCUUGAGAAACUUCAAGUCCUCGGCCACGGUAACAGCGGCACCGUCUACAAGGUAAAUCACAAGCGGGCUUCCACCACCUACGCUCUCAAACUCGUCUAUGGCGACUCCAACGACCACACAGUCCGCCGUGGCGCACCGACUCUCCCCACGUCAUCCGCUGCCACGCUAUCUUUGAGAAGCCGUCGGGAGAUAUCGGCAUCCUCAUGGAGUACAUGGACUCCGGCACCCUCGAGACCUUGCUUAAAGCCCAAGGCACCUUCUCCGAGCCCAAUCUUGCCCACGUAG
Prunus armeniaca (apricot) is the source of this 444-nucleotide messenger RNA. The record is from the annotation of a GenBank genome assembly. NCBI's taxonomy places the organism in Eukaryota, Viridiplantae, Streptophyta, Magnoliopsida, Rosales, Rosaceae.